Molecule: messenger RNA, 2278 nt
Organism: Scatophagus argus
Lineage: Eukaryota; Metazoa; Chordata; Actinopteri; Scatophagidae
Product: rhamnose-binding lectin-like
Exons: 22
Coding region: 191-1855 (554 amino acids)
Molecular function (GO): carbohydrate binding
Source: RefSeq, a predicted model, not a curated record
GUCCACAGUGAGUUAUGCACUCUGCAAAUAACUUUCGUGUGAGCUUUGUACAGUCUGUAUUUCCUUUUGAUAAUCUUGGACCAUAAAGCACAUCAUUACCUUUAUCACAGUCUGCUACACACAAAUAAAUACAAGCGUGUCUGCUCCAGCUACCAUCAGUCUUACCUGUGACUUACCUGCUAUCAACACCAUGCUCUGCUUCAGGCUCAGCAGCAGCAUACUGCAGCUGGCAGCAACCUGUUUGCUCAUGACAGCAGAUGUUUCUGCAGAAACAGCUAUCAGCUGUGACGACGGCUUCAGUGUUCAGCGUCUGAGCUGCGAGAGCGGAGUGAUCAGCGUGCAGGCCGCCCUGUACGGACGCGCAGACGGCGAGACGUGCAGUGAGGGCCGACCGCCACAGCAGCUCGCCAACACCGGGUGCUCUCAGAGCGGCACCGUGGACGUCCUCAGGAGAAGAUGUGACGGCAAAAGAGUGUGUGAACUAAAUACGAAUGUUGUCCGUACUGCUGAUCCCUGCCCUGGCAUCUUUAAAUAUUUGGAGACUAACUACACCUGCUUCCCAGCAGUUCACACAGUCAUAUGCGAGCACUCUCUGGCACAGCUUUACUGUGAUGAAGGGCAGGUUAUACUUGUGUAUAAUGCUGAUUAUGGCCGCCGUGACCAGACCACUUGUUCCUACCAACGUCCUGCCUCUCAGAUCCAAAACGUCUACUGCUCAAACCCCACGAGCAAAGUCGCCGAAAGCUGCAGUGGAAAGAACAGCUGUAUUGUCAAAGCGAGCAACUCAGUGUUUGGAGACCCCUGUGUCGGCACUUAUAAGUACCUGGAGGUGGCCUACACAUGCCAGUUGAGGCUCAGCACCACACUGUCGCUGGCAGCGACGUGUUUGCUAAUGACAGCAGGCCUUUGCGGAGCCCAGCUCUCUUCCUUCUACCACGUGGACGCCUUGACGACGGAGCGAGUGAUCACCUGUGAUGACGGCGGCAACGUCCAGCGCCUCAGCUGUGAGAGCGGAGUGAUCAGCGUGCAGGCCGCCCUGUACGGACGCGCAGACAGCGAGACGUGCAGUGAGGGCCGACCGCCACAGCAGCUCGCCAACACCGGCUGCUCUCAGAGCGGCACCGUGGACGUCCUCAGGAGAAGCUGUGACGGCAGGAAUGUGUGUGAGCUAAGCACAGACGUCGUCCGUACUUCUGACCCCUGCUUCGGCAUUUACAAAUACCUGGACACCACCUACGCCUGCCUCCCAGCCAUCCGCACUGUGGCGUGUGAACACUCUCUAGCAAACCUGCAGUGCGAUGAAGGGCAGGUUAUAUUUGUCCUUGGUGCUAAUUAUGGACGUCACGACAAGACCACGUGCGCUGACGGGCGUCCUGCCUCUCAGAUCCAAAAUGACUCCUGCUCGAGGCCCACUCAGAAGGUUGCUGAGAGCUGCAACGGGAGGAGCAGCUGUGCCGUCAAAGCCAGCAACACAGUGUUUGGAGACCCCUGCUUCGGCACUUUCAAAUACCUGGACACCACCUACGCCUGCCUCCCAGCCAUCCGCGCUGUGGCGUGUGAACACUCUCUAGCAAACCUCCAGUGCGAUGAAGGGCAGGUUAUAUUUGUCCUUGGUGCUAAUUAUGGACGCCAUGACAAGACCACGUGCGCCUACGGACGUCCUGCCUCUCAGAUCCAAAAUGACUCCUGCUCGAGGCCCACUCAGAAGGUUGCUGAGAGCUGCAACGGGAGAAGCAGCUGUGCCGUCAAAGCCAGCAACACGGUGUUUGGAGACCCCUGCUUCGGCACGUACAAGUACCUGGAGAUAGCUUACAGGUGUGAAGCUCCUGUGUUUGACACACACAAAUCACACUAAUAUCACAACACACUACAACACACUGCACUGGAUGUGAAUACAUGCUCCAUCUGCAGUCUGGGAUAAGCACAGCUGUAAGCCACUUAUUUUUAAGCAACAAUGUCAAACUGCUGUGAGAGACUAAAUGAUUAACGGUGAUAAUUACUGGUUGCAGCUCGAGUUAUGGGAAACGGUGAAGGAAGUAAUCAAAAAACACUGAAAUGAUUAUAGUUAGAUAUAAUAUAGGUUUAAUCUCAUACGUUUUCAUUUUCAGUUUCUUGUACUGAAUACUUUGUCAAUGUGACAAAAACAAAAUGGCCUCAUCUGCUGUGUGAUCUGUUGAAAUUACAAGAUGAAAUGUUAGAGUUCAGUUCUAUGGUUCAUAGUUCUGGUUAUUUGGUGAUCUUAUAUUUAUUGUAAUCAUUUAAUAAAUGAAUCAUUUAA